CGUCGAUGCCCGCUCCGGCACUUGUCCCCCUUCCACUCCUGGCGCUCCAUGGAGGCCCGAAGAAGCCGCUGGCGGACUUUGUACUCCCCGGCAGGACGAGGACGAGGAGAAGGAGAAAGGCGUCGUGGCCGAUAGCGUGAGCGAAGAGAAGAAGAAGACGACGACGUGCUCCUCUGAAGGCCCGAAUUUCAUCGCUAUUGGCCGAUCAGUAGGUCAGGAAGAGAAGGAAGCCAUUCUCUGGGACUUGCUGAACUCGUUCCCUCCCCCGCCUCCCCCCGAGAAAUGUGUGAUCGGCAGUAGCAGCAGCAGCGAGAGCCCCCAAACAAGAGACUUUCUUUUGGAGAAGAGUGUCGUGAAUGGUGGCAGCCCGAGCCCGAGCCCCAAAGCCAGGGAUUCGCUGUCGGAGAAAAGUGCCGAGCGCGGGAGCCCGAAAGUAACCGAAUUGCUGCUGCUCGAGAAGAAGGGGCUUUCUAUAAUCUGCGACAGUGAGCGGGCUGGUGCUGGUGCUGCGGCUGCCGGUCUUCCUAGUCUGAGCAGAAGUAGCUCGGGAAGCUUUUGUAGCCGUAUCCCUCUGCCUCCUUCGAGCAGCGGCAGCGGCAGCGGUAUCCGAGACCAAUUCGAAGAAAAGCUGAGGAAAAGUGCUCGAGAGGAGGCGAGGAUGACUCCCAUCGACCCCCACUCCUACACCGAUGCAGCGCAUCCGCUGACGAAGCAUGCUGCUUUGACCAUCUCGUUGGACUUCGAGUCCAAAACCAUCACCGGCACCGUCACUCUGUCGCUGGAGAGAGCGCACUCCGGAGAAAUUUUCUUGGACACGCGCGAUUUGACCAUCGAUGGUGCGUGGGACUCUACCAAGAAAGGGCUGAAAUUCGUACUGGAGCCGGCUGAUAAGAUCAAGGGAUCUCUUCUGCGCGUCUUCCUCGAGAAUGAGGUUUCUGAUUUCACCGUCGCUUUCAAGACGAGUCCACAGGCCUCGGCUCUUCAAUGGUUGGAGCCGGCCCAAACUGGGGGUGGAAAACUCCCGUACAUGUUCACACAAUGUCAGGCCAUUCACGCUCGAUCGAUCUUUCCCUGCCAAGACACCCCCAUCGCGAGGCUAAAAUAUUCUGCGGAUGUGAACAUUCCUGCAGAGUUGUCGGCUGUUAUGUCAGCUGCUUACAUUGGCAGAGUGCCCGGCGAGACUGAAGCCAGGGUCGUCGAGCGAUUUGUUAUGGAGCAGCCGAUCCCCCCGUACCUAUUCGCUUUAGCUGUCGGAGAUAUCACGUACGAGGAGGUCGGUCCUCGGACGAGGAUAUAUGCAGAGCCGUCGGAGAUCAGGGUUGCUGCUUACGAGUUCGCUCAUACGGAAGAAACCGUGAAACAGGCAGAGGCUCUUUUUGGACCUUACGACUGGGAAAGAUUUGACCUCCUGGUCAUGCCCCCGAGCUUCCCUUAUGGAGGAAUGGAAAAUCCCCGCAUGGUUUUCUUGACCCCCACGAUAAUCGUCGGCGAUCGGAGCGGAGUUGAAGUUGUUGCACACGAACUUGCCCACAGCUGGACUGGAAAUCUGAUCAGCAACGCUACCGCCAACGAUUUUUGGCUGAACGAGGGAUUCACAACAUAUGCGGAGAGACGCAUUGUAGAAGUACAGGAUGGAGUGGAACGUGUAGGUCUUCACAUCGGAUUGGGAUGGCAAGGACUAGAAGAGGAGGUUGAGCGGUUCAAGGAUCAGCCCGAGUUCACAAAGUUGAAGCAGAAUCUGGAGGGUGUGGACCCAGAUGAAAUCUAUUCGAAAGUACCAUACGAGAAAGGCUUCCAGUUCCUUUGCCACUUGGAGCAAAAGUUUGGACGGCCGGCCUUCGAUGAGUUUUUGAGAAAGUACAUCAACAAAUUUAGGUUUCAGUCUAUCGACACCGAAACCUUUCUAGUGUUUUUGAAAGAGCAGCUGCCGAAAGUGGAGGAGCUAGUGGAUCUCGAAACCUGGAUAUAUGGAACCGGAAUUCCAAAAGACGCUGUCCCACCCGGAGCAGGGAUCCUGCAAAAAGUCCUCGAGCUUGCAGACAAAUUCAAGUCCGGUGUCCGUUUACAGCCAGCAGACGUCCAAGGAUGGGAAGCUCAAGAAUACAUUGUAUAUCUGGAGCGUCUCCCUAAGAGACUCACAGCAGAGGAAAUCCAAGAGCUCGAUGGCCCUUUCCACUUCUCGGAGUCCAAGAACUGGGAGAUCAAAGUGGCAACUCUGACCAUUGCAGCGUAUUCAGCGUAUCAGCCUCUGUUUCCAGCCAUCGAGCAGACACUGCACACCGUUGGCAGGAUGAAGUAUUUGAAGCUCCUGUACCAAGGCCUUCUCGAGUGCUCACGGGAGGGCAAUGCGCUGGCUAAGAAGGUGUACGAAGAAGCCAAGAACAAAUACCACCCCAUUGCACAAGUAGUCGUGCAAGGCUUGAUUUCAAAGUACCCUUAGUUGUACUUUCUUCGCUAUGAAGACUUUUGAGGUCGUGCUCAUCCUUCUCCUGAAAACGUGAAGGGACUACGUUCCGGCUCUUCACGUCCCUUCCCCCUUUGGGAGGUUAGCAGAUCAUGGCCAUGUUGAGGCUCUGCGUUGUAUACUUUUCCUUACUCGCUGUACAUCCCCCUUCCCUUGUCACGGGAUGAAGGUACCUUGUAUAAAAUGCGAAAACCAACUUCGCGAAUUUAAACUCUGCAAGUGGUUCUCUAGUCCAAGCCAGAAUCAGUUGGCACGCAGAAGGAAAUUCAGCGAUUACGAGAUUCUUUCAGAUCUCGCGGUGUUGGAGCUUGUUUUCAGUUAUUUUGUA
Messenger RNA from Marchantia polymorpha subsp. ruderalis, 2792 nucleotides. The record is from the annotation of a GenBank genome assembly. Lineage: Eukaryota; Viridiplantae; Streptophyta; Marchantiopsida; Marchantiales; Marchantiaceae.